UAUUGGCCCUGAAAAGCCCCUAUGGGGAGUGGUCAAUUGACCUAUGUAUAUGUAUGUAUGUAUAUGUAUAAGGAGUGGCAUGUUGUAAAUGAAAAUGGACGAGGUUCUUUAAAAUGGUGUGGUUAUGAAUGUUUAUAAUUCUAUUCUUGGAAACACAUCUUUGUAUAUUUACCAGUUUAGAACUGUAACAUGAUCUAAUCCUGCAGAUGUGCUUCAUAUAACUUGACUUAAGGAAAUUCGUCAUUUGCCUCUGUCUAGACUGAGAUCUCUUGUUAGGUGAGGAAUUUUGUGAAGUUCUGGGUGACUGUAAGGAGAUUUACAAUUGAGACCUAAGACUGAAAGGGUUAAACUCAAAUGUGAAUGCCUCUCACCUCUUCAGCAGUAAUUUAUGUAUAACCCUUGGUUGUCUAAAAUAGUAAUCAGCAUUGUUAACCAAAAAUGAAAGGUUCAUAAAUUCUGAGAAAUAUAGGUAUCUUUUAACCCCUCUCAUAUUUGAAAAAUGAUUUUUGCUUAAGGGGAGGUGUGGUGGGGGAACUGGAUCUGAUGGAGAUGGGGUGAUGAACUAAUAUCUUAAUUUCUUUAAGCUAUGAGUCAUCGGUAAUAAUCGAAUGAACCGUGUUUUCCUUUUGUUAAUCAAAUUUCAUCCUUCCCUACUCAGUGGGUUUUCCCUUCCAGCAUACCCGCAUGUAAAUAUGCGCCCGCGUUUCAACAGCGGCGCUCGAUCAAAACAACAUUUCUUUGUUUGGUUUCGUUCUUGUGUUUGGAAGAUAUGAUCGAUGGUGUCAGUCACGGUCAUUUGUUUUCUUCUCCUUCGCUUAUGACCUCGUGCUGAAUGCGAAUUACAUUUGGUCAGCAACCAAGAGAACUCACCACGUUUUGUCUUAAACUAGUUUAAGCGAGUUCUAAAAAUAUACACGUCACGUGUGCAUACAAAAGGGGACUUACUCUAAAGCUGUCGAGUCGACGAAAUUUUCUUGGUCGGAAGACGCCAGCGAAAAUCUUGUUAGAACAGAAAGGACCAUGUCACAUUGUAUGAUUUGCUUUACAGAAAUGUCUGAAAGAACCACGCGGACGUUAUGUUGCUCGGGAGUGAUAUGUUUGACUUGCUUGGAGGCACACAUUGUGUCGAAGAUAAACGAAGCUAUCGUGGCAGUAAUAUGUCCUCUGGGCAACUGUGACAGUUUAGUCAGCGAAGAAGAGAUCAGACAACGUGUUCCUGUUGAAGUGUUUGAAAAAUACGAACGUUUCAAGGUGGAAAUAGAACAAAACCCAGAGAUCAAGAUAUGUCCGGGAUGUUCUCGUAUUUAUCAACACCCAGACUUGGAGAAAGUAGAACGUGAAAAAGUCUCUCGUCCGGAAGUUAUGAAAGUAACAUGUUCAAAAUGUCGCCUGGUUUGGUGUUUUGCUUGCCAAGCUCCCUGGCAUCAUGGCUUGACGUGUAAUGAAUUCUGUAAGGGGGAUAAAUCUUUGAAAAUAUGGGCAAAAAACCGUGGACAGCCUGCUCGAAACGCCUGUCGUUGUCCGAAAUGCCAUGUCUUUAUUCAGAAGUCUAGCGGCUGCGACCACAUGUGUUGUAGCAGAUGCAACACUGAAUUCUGUUACCGUUGUGGUGGAAAGUACCAUCAUCUUAAAUUCAUAGGCAACCAUUAUGAUCGUUUCAGUAUCCUGGGCUGUAAAUACAACUACAAGCCGGAUCAACCUGCACAAAGGAUGGCAGUGCGUGGAGCACUCUUCAGUGGUCAGGUUGUAUUGGCGCCAAUAGUUGCAAGUUUGGCUGUUAGUGCUGGUUGUGUUGUACUAGGCGCUGGGUUGGUGGUGGCACCAUUUUAUACCCCUUAUGUACUGAUCAAGAGACAAAGGGCAAAACACAAGCUGAAAAAAGAGAGAAACAGAAAUGUGAUGGAAAAUUGUAGUGUUUAGGUGCAAUGCCUUUAUUUCAGUGACUAGAACUGUUAUUUAUUUAUUUAAUCACUUUCACCAGAGUGUGGUGAGGGUCGCACAACAGAGCGAGGCUCCAAAUUAAG
Molecule: messenger RNA, 2024 nt
Organism: Stylophora pistillata
Lineage: Eukaryota; Metazoa; Cnidaria; Anthozoa; Scleractinia; Pocilloporidae
Product: E3 ubiquitin-protein ligase RNF217
Biological process (GO): protein ubiquitination
Molecular function (GO): ubiquitin-protein transferase activity; zinc ion binding
Source: RefSeq, a predicted model, not a curated record